AUGAAAGGCGCCGGGGCCGGCGCGGCCUCGCCGGGGGACUACGUCUACUUCAAGUCCGUCUUCCCGCUCCACAAGAUCUCCAUUGGGUCAAAACUGUGGAGGUACUAUGACUUUGGACCCAAGGUUGUGCCGCCUCUUGUAUGCAUCCCAGGAAUUGCAGGAACGGCUGAUGUAUACUAUAAACAGAUCAUGUCCCUUUGUAUGAAGGGUUAUCGAGUAAUAUCUAUUGACGUUCCUCAAGUUUGGAAUCACCAUGAAUGGAUUCAUUCAUUUGAAAAGUUUUUGGACUCCAUGAAUAUCCAUCAUGUUCACAUUUAUGGUACAUCUCUUGGUGGAUUCCUAGCACAAAUAUUUGCUCAACACCGUCCAAGGAGAGUAAAGUCCUUGGUCCUGUCAAAUACUUUUCUUGAGACGCACAAGUUUGCUGCUGCCAUGCCUUGGUCUCCAGUUGUUAAUUGGACCCCUUCUUUUUUGCUGAAGCGGUACCUCUUGACAGGAAUCCGAGAUGGUCCCCAUGAACCAUUCAUCGCAGACUCAGUAGAUUUUGUUGUGGGUCAGGUGGAGACAUUGUCAAGAGAUGACCUUUCGUCAAGGUUGAUGUUAAAUGUUGAUGUUGCAUCCGUUGGGUCAUUAAUGUUUCCUGAUUCACUCAUCACUAUAAUGGAUACAAACGACUACUCUGCUGUUUCCCAGCAGUUGAAGGAACAGUUGAAUGAAAGGUACCCUGGUGCAAGGCGUGCUGUGCUGAAGACUGGUGGUGAUUUCCCCUUCCUGUCACGUCCAGACGAGGUUAAUCUGUACCUUCAGCUACAUUUGAGGCGAGUUGGUGUAGAACCGAGGUCAGAGCUGGUCCAAGGCUUCACCCGAAAUGGCAGUGCUGGGAGUUCAAAGGAUCAGAAAGAUGGAGGGGACAGCUUUGAUAAUAGUGGUGAGGACAAUGGCCACCAUGGUUCAGGUGGCAGUGAUCAUGACAGGCAGCAUUGUGGAUCAGAAUCACACAAUUCUGAUGAGCCAAUACCAACAAGCACAAUGCUUGCCAAUACUGUACUAGAACUGGUCAUGUAG
Messenger RNA from Miscanthus lutarioriparius, 1065 nucleotides. NCBI's taxonomy places the organism in Eukaryota, Viridiplantae, Streptophyta, Magnoliopsida, Poales, Poaceae. The record is from the annotation of a GenBank genome assembly.